GAUUUUUGUUUCCCUCCAUCACAAAUUCACAAUCUAGCCAAACUAAUUUCUCUUUCUCUCUCUCUCACCUUCUUAUCCUUCAGCUAACGUACAAACAAAACAAGUCUCCAAAAUCUCAAACCAAAAUAUCCUCUUUCGUGCUAAAAUCAACACACUCCCUCCCUCUUACUCCUCUUUCCUUCUUUCUUUCUUUCUUGCUCAGAAGCUGAAAUUCAAUUCAAAACGCUGCGUUUUUCCCAGUGUCUAAACAUUUCUCAAUUUCCACAAACCCUAACCCUAUGGAAGUUUCACCUGUCUCAGUUUCAGACAAGUGCUUCUUCUUCUCCCCUCCAAUUCGCCAUUCUUCUUCCGCUUACCCUCUCCCCUCGUGCAACAACUACCACCGCUUCCGCCGCCGCCGCUGGAGUUACUGUUGCGCCUCCAACCCCGACACCCUGCUCGCCGGCGGUAAUGCCGUCGUUACCGCCGCUUCCGGCAGGAAGCGCGAGGUGGAGCACGACGACGACGACUUGAAAUCUUGGAUGCACAAGCAUGGCCUCCCUCCGUGCAAGGUUGUUCUGAAAGAUAAGCCUUCCCACGAUGAUACCCUUAAGCCUAUACAUUAUGUUGCUGCCAGUGAAGAUCUUCAGGUGGGCGAUGUUGCAAUCUCCGUUCCAAAUUCGCUGGUUGUCACUCUAGACCGUGUCUUGGGAAAUGAGACUGUUGCUGAGCUACUGACCACAAACAAAUUUUCCGAAUUGGCAUGCUUGGCAUUGUAUCUGAUGUAUGAGAAAAAACAGGGGAAGAAGUCUUUCUGGUAUCCAUACAUUAGGGAGCUUGAUCGUCAACGAGGUAGGGGCCAGAUGGCAGUGGAAUCGCCUCUUCUAUGGUCAGAAUCUGAGCUGGCUUACCUUGCAGGAAGUCCAUUAAAGGAUGAAAUUCUUAAAAGGAUUGAAGGAAUAAAAAAAGAGUAUGAUGAACUUGACACAGUCUGGUUUAUGUCUGGUUCUCUUUUUCAGCAAUAUCCAUAUGACAUUCCUACCGAGGCUUUUCCAUUUGAGAUUUUCAAACAAGCCUUUGCUGCUAUUCAGUCUUGUGUGGUGCAUUUACAGAAAGUUAGUUUAGCUCGGAGAUUUGCUUUGGUUCCACUGGGACCUCCUUUGCUGACCUACCGAAGCAACUGCAAGGCAAUGUUAACUGCUGUUGAGGGUGCUGUUGAGCUUGUGGUUGAUCGCCCAUACAAAGCUGGGGACCCAAUAGUCGUCUGGUGUGGCCCACAGCCUAACACAAAGUUACUUACAAACUACGGUUUUGUUGAUGAAGAAAAUCCCUACGAUCGUCUAGUAGUUGAGGCAGCUUUGAAUACUGAAGAUCCACAAUAUCAAGAUAAAAGAAUGGUUGCUCAAAGAAAUAAGAAGUUAUCAAUUCAAGUUUUUUAUGUUUAUGCUGGAAAGGAAAGGGAAGCUGUUUCAGAUAUGCUUCCUUAUCUCCGUCUAGGCUAUGUUUCAGAUCCUUCUGAGAUGCCAUCUGUUAUCUCUUCUCAAGGUCCUGUUUGUGCUGUAAGCCCUUGUAUGGAGCGCGCUGUAUUAAACCAGCUGGCUAAUUAUUUCAAGAGUCGGCUGGCUGGUUACCCUACUACCUUGGCUGAAGAUGAAUCUAUGCUGACAGAUGAUAGUCUGAAUCCAAAGAAACGAGUAGCUACUCAGCUUGUUAGGCUGGAAAAGAAAAUGCUUCAUGCAUGUUUGCAGGCAACAGCUGAUUUCAUAAACCAGCUUCCUGACCACAGUGUAUCUCCAUGCCCUGCUGCAUAUGCACCUUUAUUAAAAUGAAAGGAACUGGGUUGUCUGUGCUAUACAUUAUGUGGAUUGAACGAACAAGAAAAUUAAUGGAAGAGUUCCAGAAUCCAGACAAAAAGGGUUAGUUCGUCCUUUAUGUAUCUCCUGAAGAUAUGAACUACAAAAGAGUCUUUUCUGUGUCCCUUUUCAUUAGUUGAGUUUUUUUUGGGGGUCUGUGGCGGCAUAGAUGACUGUAAAAUUGGGUGUUUGAACGAUAGCCAUAAUUGUAAAUGGAAAUCUGGAUACAGAUUCUAAUUCAUUUGUGUAUAUAGGCAUAACUUUUGUAUGGCAAGCCAACUGUUUGCAGUUCACGUGGAAAAUAGUAGUAAAAAUGUCAAAUGCAAGAUUUUCUCUUUUUUGUUUA
Molecule: messenger RNA, 2178 nt
Organism: Lotus japonicus
Lineage: Eukaryota; Viridiplantae; Streptophyta; Magnoliopsida; Fabales; Fabaceae
Product: fructose-bisphosphate aldolase-lysine N-methyltransferase, chloroplastic
Exons: 13
Coding region: 279-1808 (509 amino acids)
Biological process (GO): peptidyl-lysine monomethylation
Cellular component (GO): chloroplast stroma
Molecular function (GO): protein-lysine N-methyltransferase activity
Source: RefSeq, a predicted model, not a curated record